AUGGACUUGAUCGAUACCAAUCCCGGAAAAAUCCGAUAUUCUGACCAAUAUUCUAUGCCCAUCAUCGAACCCGGAUCCAUACAGGAAGUGAAGAUGAACAUGCAGCUCGCGCAGCGGCAACUACAAUCCGUGCAAGAGCUAGCUCGGAGGGCUAUAGCUGGCAUCGAGAACGCGUAUCGACCAGGGACAAGUGCAGCGCAGACGACGGCAGAUCUCGCGAGCCUGAAGGACACGCUUCGCGUGCUCCUCGACUUUCUCAAGCAAACCGGCGUUGGCGAUCUACCCCUGCUGCCCGCCAACGUCCAGCCUCCCCAGGAACAGCAGAUGCAGGAACUCGAGGCGGCGACAAAGAAGCUGUUUGAGCGGCAGAAGCGAUUGCAGGAUAGCGCGGCUGUCGUAGUCAACAUCAUGAACUCUCAGGUUCAGGGCGCAAGUCAAGGCGGAGAACCGUCGCAUUCGCAACACAGUCAGCGACGAUGA
Molecule: messenger RNA, 480 nt
Organism: Punctularia strigosozonata HHB-11173 SS5
Lineage: Eukaryota; Fungi; Basidiomycota; Agaricomycetes; Corticiales; Punctulariaceae
Exons: 2
Coding region: 1-480 (159 amino acids)
Source: RefSeq, a predicted model, not a curated record